Bactrocera dorsalis (oriental fruit fly) is the source of this 1385-nucleotide messenger RNA. RefSeq lists its product as uncharacterized. Lineage: Eukaryota; Metazoa; Arthropoda; Insecta; Diptera; Tephritidae. The record is from RefSeq and is a predicted model, not a curated record. The transcript has 4 exons. Bases 88 to 1347 code for a protein of 419 amino acids.
AAUUUGCAGUUUGCGUUCAGUUAGAAUUGUGAAUGCUUUCAAUUCACAUUGAAUUCGCAAAAUAAACGGAAGCGUGUGUAACGAAGAAUGACCGGGAACACCGAAGAUUUCAAUGCCGACGAACUGCAGGCGCCCGAAUGGAUGAACAAUGAUUUCUUCUUGAAGGUGUUGAAGAAUUGCGAGCAGAAAACAAGCAAAAUAGAAAUUGUGAAUGUGAACAUUUCACCAGCUUCCAUGCAGGGUGAUCACUAUGCAAGCGUAAUCUUUCGCGCGCAGCUGGAAUAUCGAGUGAAUGGUGUGCACAAAACUAAAUCUGUGGUCUUGAAAACUAUGCCCGAAAGCGAUGGCCACAAAAAGGAGAUGCUAGGCAAGACGGAUAUUUUUGAAAAGGAAAUAAGCAUGUAUACUAAGAUUCUACCGCGUUUCGAAAAGAUUCUACGCGACGUUGGCGAUAAUACAGUGCUGAAAGUGCCGUGUUUGUACAGUGCUUUGACGCCCAGGAAAGUAAUUGUCUUUGAAGACCUAGUGGCCGCCGGUUAUGUUGUGGUGCGUGAUCGAGCUCUUACCAUGAACGAAGUGAAAGCGGCAUAUUCUACGUUAGCCAAGUGGCAUGCCAUCAGUUAUAAAAUCAAUCUAGAGGAACCGCAGUAUUUUGACGAAUUUCAGCAGGGAAUAUUCAACAUGCCGAACAUAGCACAAGAGCCAUUUAUGGCAACUGGUAUAGUCAAUUUCGUAGAUUUACUGAGAAAAACGCCUUCUUUACAGGCUUAUUUGCCAUAUUUUGAGAAAUUGAAACCCAAACUCUUAGAAAGUUGUCGUCAAAGUUAUGCCGAGUACCGUGAAUCGCCGAAAGAAGGCGCUUGCUAUGUUCUCUGUCAUGGUGAUUUUCAUGCCAAAAAUAUGAUGUUCAAACAUCACAAGGAAAGUGAUGAUAUGGUCAAUGUUAUGCUGUUAGACUUCCAAAUUUGUUACGUGGGACCGAGUGUGAAUGAUUUGAUAUAUUCCAUCUACUGUUUGAUGGAUGAGAAGUUACGCUUAGACUUUCCAGCACUGCUGUACUAUUACUACACCGUUUUCAAAGACACUCUAGCCAAUAUAGGUUUUAAGGGUACUUCACCAUCACUUUUGCAGAUAAGACAACAACAUAUGCAUCAUAAAGACUUGGAACUGUUUCUCUUGGUGACAUUUUUGCCUAUGUGGUACGCGCUCAGGGAAAAGAACGCUAACGUGGAAAAUUUGAUGACAUCCGACGAAUAUCGUCGCUCUUUGUACGAUUCAGUGGAAUAUAUAAAAUAUGUGGAGCAUAUUUUACCUCAGUACUUGCAUCUAGGCUAUUUGGAGGACUAAAUUUUUAUUAACAAUAAAAAAAAAAAAACAAAAGAAAA